AUGGCAAGCCCCGGCUCCGGCUUCUGGCCCUUCGGAGCCGAGGAGGGCUCCGCAGCCGCUGAGACCCCCGGCACAGCCAGAGCUUGGUGUCAAGUUGCCCAGAAGUUCACGGGAGGGAUAGGAAACAAACUCUGCGCCCUGCUCUACGGAGAUGCCGAGAAACCCGUGGAUACCGCCGCCAGGGCAGCGGCACCGGGGGUAGCGGAGCCGAGGCCGACCUGCACCUGCGACAAAAAACCCUGCGGUUGCCAAAAAGCCGACGUGAAUUACGCCUUUCUGCACUCAACAGAUCUUCUGCCGACAUGCAAUGGAGAAAUAGCUACUAUGUCUUUCCUACAAGACGUUGUGGACAUUUUACUUCAGUAUGUGGUGAAAAGUUUUGAUAGAUCAACAAAAGUUAUUGAUUUCCAUUACCCAAAUGAGCUGCUCCAGGAAUAUAACUGGGAACUAGCAGACCAGCCACAGACCUUGGAAGAAAUUCUAUUGAACUGCAGAACAACUCUGAAGUAUGCAAUUAAAACAGGGCACCCUAGAUAUUUUAAUCAACUUUCAACUGGAUUGGACAUGGUUGGAUUGGCAGCAGACUGGCUGACAUCAGCAGCAAAUACUAAUAUGUUCACCUAUGAAAUUGCUCCAGUGUUUGUACUUUUGGAAUAUGUCACACUAAGGAAAAUGAGAGAGAUGGUUGGCUGGCCAGGGGGCUGUGGCGAUGGGAUAUUUUCACCUGGUGGUGCCAUAUCUAACAUGUAUGCUAUGUUGAUUGCACGUUUCAAGAUGUUCCCAGAAGUUAAAGAAAAAGGAAUGGCAGCUAUUCCCAGACUGGUUGCCUUCACAUCAGAACAUAGUCACUUUUCUGUGAAGAAGGGAGCUGCGGCCUUGGGUAUUGGUACAGAUAGUGUGAUUUUGAUUAGAUGUGAUGAAAGAGGGAAAAUGAUCCCAUCAGACCUUGAAAGAAGAAUUGUUGAAGCCAAACAAAAAGGAUUUGUUCCUUUUCUGGUGAGUGCCACAGCUGGGACAACAGUGUAUGGGGCAUUUGAUCCUCUCAUAGCUAUUGCAGACAUAUGCAAGAAAUACAAAAUCUGGAUGCACGUGGAUGGAGCAUGGGGUGGUGGGCUCCUGAUGUCAAGGAAACACAAAUGGAAGUUAAAUGGCAUUGAAAGGGCUAACUCAGUAACCUGGAACCCCCACAAGAUGAUGGGCGUCCCACUUCAGUGUUCAGCCCUGCUAGUAAGAGAAGAGGGAUUGAUGCAGAGUUGCAAUCAAAUGCAUGCUUCCUACCUCUUUCAACAAGACAAGCACUACGACCUGUCCUACGACACGGGAGACAAGGCUUUGCAGUGUGGGAGGCAUGUUGAUGUCUUCAAGCUAUGGUUGAUGUGGAGGGCAAAGGGAACCACAGGAUUUGAAGCACAAAUUGAUAAGUGCUUGGAACUUGCUGAAUACCUAUACAAUAAAAUAAAAAACAGAGAAGGGUAUGAAAUGGUGUUUGAUGGAAAGCCUCAGCACACAAAUGUCUGCUUCUGGUACAUACCUCCCAGCUUGCGUGGCAUGGAGGACAGCGAAGAGAGAACGAGCCGCCUGAUGAAGGUGGCACCAGUGAUAAAAGCCAGGAUGAUGGAGUAUGGCACAACCAUGGUGAGCUAUCAGCCCCUGGGAGACAAAGUGAACUUCUUCCGCAUGGUCAUCUCCAACCCUGCGGCCACUCACCAAGACAUUGAUUUCCUGAUUGAUGAAAUAGAACGCCUGGGACAAGAUUUAUAA
This is a messenger RNA of Cinclus cinclus, 1761 nucleotides long. RefSeq names its product glutamate decarboxylase 2 (gene GAD2). The record is from RefSeq and is a predicted model, not a curated record. The coding region runs from base 1 to 1761 and encodes 586 amino acids. Gene Ontology annotation, cellular component: cytoplasm. Gene Ontology annotation, molecular function: glutamate decarboxylase activity; pyridoxal phosphate binding. Gene Ontology annotation, biological process: GABA shunt. The transcript is spliced from 16 exons. Lineage: Eukaryota; Metazoa; Chordata; Aves; Passeriformes; Cinclidae.